This is a messenger RNA of Raphanus sativus (radish), 1265 nucleotides long. RefSeq lists its product as uncharacterized. Lineage: Eukaryota; Viridiplantae; Streptophyta; Magnoliopsida; Brassicales; Brassicaceae. The transcript has 9 exons. The record is from RefSeq and is a predicted model, not a curated record. The coding region runs from base 72 to 1172 and encodes 366 amino acids. Gene Ontology annotation, molecular function: RNA binding. Gene Ontology annotation, biological process: positive regulation of mRNA splicing, via spliceosome. Gene Ontology annotation, cellular component: U12-type spliceosomal complex; nucleolus.
UAGAAAUAUCGUAAACCUUCUCAGUCGUUAGGGCUUUUCUCCCGGCGACCGGAGUAAAGGAGGAGUAGUGGAUGACGACUCGAAUAGCUCCGGGAGUCGGAGCCAAUCUUCUCGGCCAACACUCCGCCGAGAGGAACCAAGAAGCUACUGUUUACGUCGGUGGUCUCGAGCCCCAGCUUUCUGAAGAAUUGCUUUGGGAACUGUUCGUACAAUCCGGCCCAGUUGUUAACGUCUACGUCCCGAAAGAUAGGGUGACAGGUCUUCACCUAGGUUAUGGAUUCAUUGAGUUCCGUAGCGAGGAAGAUGCUGACUAUGCCAUUAAGGUUCUUAACAUGAUUAAGAUCCAUGGGAAGCCUAUACGUGUUAACAAGGCUUCUCAAGAUAAGAAGAGUUUGGAUGUUGGUGCUAACCUUUUCAUUGGAAACCUUGACCCUGACGUGGAUGAAAAGAUCUUGUAUGAUACUUUCAGUGCAUUUGGUGGGAUCGCUUCUAAUCCUAAGAUCAUGCGAGAUCCUGAUACAGGGAGCUCACGAGGUUUUGGUUUCAUCAGCUAUGACUCCUUUGACGCAUCUGAUGCUGCUAUUGAGGCAAUGACCGGACAGUAUCUGUGUAAUCGUCAAAUAACAGUCUCUUACGCAUACAAGAAAGACACCAAAGGAGAGCGCCAUGGUACUCCAGCAGAGAGGCUUUUGGCUGCCACAAAUCCAAUUGCCCAGAAAAGCAGACCCCAUACUCUAUUCGCAAGCGGUCCACCAACUGCUCCUCAAGCUAAUGGUAUACCACGUCCGUUUGCCAAUGGCGGCAUGCAACCUGUUCCGAUCCCGGGUCCUCGUCCAACACCGCCACCACCUCCUCCACAAGUCUACCAAACUCAGCCACCAUCUUGGCAAUCUCAGCCUCAUCAACAACAGCACGGCUUAGCGGUUCCACCGCCCAUGCAGUAUCGUCCUCCUCAAGGCAUGCCACCGCCACCACCUCCCCAGUUUCUUCAUCACCAACAAGGUUUUGGCGGUCCAAGGCCACCACCACCACCUCCUCAAGCCAUGGGAAUGAACCAACAUGGGUGGCCCCCGCAACACAUGCAGCAAGGUGGACCACCACCGCCACAACAACCAAUGCACCUCCAUCAUCACAUGUCUAUGCCUCCACCACCACCACCACACCAAGGCUGAAUUUUGUAACUCUUUUGUAAACCCUUUCUUUCAUGACAAGUAAUCUCAAGAAUUUCUCAAACUUCACUUUUAAAUUCUAAGAAAUUAUCCAAA